Molecule: messenger RNA, 1911 nt
Organism: Phragmites australis (common reed)
Lineage: Eukaryota; Viridiplantae; Streptophyta; Magnoliopsida; Poales; Poaceae
Exons: 5
Coding region: 1-1911 (636 amino acids)
Biological process (GO): cortical microtubule organization
Cellular component (GO): cortical microtubule
Source: RefSeq, a predicted model, not a curated record
AUGAAGAAGCCAUCCACAGCCGCAUCGGCCGCGGCGCAGCUCCUCGUGCGCCACGCCGGGCGGGAGGCUGCCAAUGGCGAUAGCAUUGAGUUCUUCUCGGCCCUGCCAAAGUGCCAGCCUGAUCCUCACGUCACCGGUCAAACCGGGAGAGGACCAGGCCGACCCGCCGAGGGGAGGAGUAAGGUGAGGCGCGGAAGCAGCGGCGACGGCACCGACGAGCUGCUGUCCUCGGAGAUCGGAAAGCAUGACUAUGAUUGGCUGCUGACUCCUCCAGCGACGCCGCUCUGGUCACAGGCGACGAGAGCCUCCGACCAUCAGGUCUCCGCCGCCGCGGUGCCGAGUCGGCUGGCAAGAGCCAGAUCGACGUCACAUGCGAAAAGUAAUUCGCGGCUAGGCCCGACAGGCCGGCCGAAUGAGACUUCGACGUUAAGGUUGGCCAGGAGCAGCUCCGCGAUGCACUCCUCCAUCAACACGCCCGCGAUCGCGUCAUCCGGUCACGUAUCACACGUCCGGACACUUUCGUCGGUGUCGGCAUCCUCGAUCAAUACCGCCGCAAGCAAUGCGUCUGUGAGCUCCACGGCAUUGGGGUCCGCGACGACAAGCCCCCGCACGCCCGGGACAGCAAGGAGCGCGUGGGCGACCGCCCGGCCCUGUCGCCGGGACAAAGAGGGGAAGCAGGCCACCUGCUCCUUCGCGGGCCAAUCCAGGGCAUCGUCCAAGUCCAACCCCGGGCCCCCGGCGCCGACGUGCUCCCGUGCACACGCGACGCCCAGCGUUUCGAGCCCAAGGUCAACCACCUCCACGUUUCGUCGCCCUGCACAGGCCAGACGUGCCGAUGUCGUCGUGUCACGUUCGAGGCUGGCAAGCCAGAGUAGCGGCACCGGGUCAACGGCGCAGACAGCAUCGUCUUCCGCGCCUCAGCCUCGCGACGUGCAUCUUACAAGGGGCGCACGCGCAUUGCCAUCAUCAUCCAGCAAUGGCAUCAAGACGUGGCCGGUGUCAGUGGCCGUGAAGCAGAACGACAUGGCCGCGGCGAACGCGACGACCCAGAGGUGGCGGCAGUCCCUGGCCCCGGCGAUUGCUGCCGCUCGGAAUGCGCGGAGGGAGGACUCGUUGGACAAUGGAUCACGAAGAAACAGCGCCAGGCGAAAGAUCAACACCGAGAAGGCCACGCCUCAACGUACUGCUGUCGCCGCCGUGGGCAAUGGGCUCGCGAGGACUGGCUCCCGGAAGUCGGCAAACAGCAACGCAGAGCGCACCGUGAAUGAGAAUGAUGACGGCCGACGGCAGGACGUCAACCACGGUGGUGCCCUGGCCCACCGGAAGCAGGCGUUACAGCAUCGGAGCAGCCGCUCUGUGGCGUCAAGAAGCCGCCUUGGCCUCACGGUCACGGCCUCCGAAGCGUCCGGCUCGAUUUCCAAGUGCCGGUUCACGUCCGAGAACGGCCAUCGUGUGGCUGCCUGUGCGAGGAUCGCCGGGACGGACGCGUUCCCGAGCACGCGUUACGACGCCAUGCUGCUCCGGGAGGACCCCAAGAACCUGACGUGGCUGCGUGGUUGCGAUGACGGUGAUGACGGCAGCGGAGGCGGCUUAGAUUUGGUGGACGGCUCGCUGGAGCCGUUCGACGUGGCUACUGGGUUGCGCGGAACGGCGUUUUGGUGUGCUUCCGCUAAAACCCUAACCAGUGGAACCAGAGUUGUGGAGAAAGAUCAUGUGAAGAUGCGAGGAGAUGUUCCACACUACGCAAGGCUUGCACGGUUCGGGGAACGACAUGGCACAAGGUGGAACAUGGCGGUGAUUGAUGACUCGAUUGGUGGAUUUGGACACUUCGAGCACAGUGGAUCAAAACGUUCGAUGAGCUACAUCAACAGGGAUAUGUCCAGACGUGAAGAUUGGGUUGAUAAAGGCUAG